Molecule: messenger RNA, 6903 nt
Organism: Engraulis encrasicolus (European anchovy)
Lineage: Eukaryota; Metazoa; Chordata; Actinopteri; Clupeiformes; Engraulidae
Gene: znf423
Product: zinc finger protein 423
Exons: 9
Coding region: 1357-5982 (1541 amino acids)
Biological process (GO): regulation of transcription by RNA polymerase II
Cellular component (GO): chromosome
Molecular function (GO): chromatin insulator sequence binding
Source: RefSeq, a predicted model, not a curated record
GGCUACGAUAAAUCAUAGAAAUAGAUUUACAUUAUAUCUUCAUGUGAACGAAUGCUGCCCAUGAGCACUGCUCGCAAGCAUCAGACAACUUGAUUUAGGAAGCUACAGUGAUAAACCUAAGCUGGGAAUUUCAUAAUAUCUGAUCAACACGAGGAAGCAAAUUAACCUAAACAUACCCGCGAAAAGAAUUCGCCAAACUUACAUCUCAAGCACCCAAGAGAUAAAGACAAAUCAAGAAUGAUGGACUGUCAGAAGUGUGUUGCGAGUGCAUGGAAAAAAAAGAAUCCAGUCCAUCUUUUCCUUGUGCGCUGUGCAGCAGAGUUCCUCGAAGCUGCUCCGUGUUUUGGCCCCGAUCCGUAUACUUCAAGUUAAGCUGUAGUUUCCAUGGCUGACCAUGGUUUGGUGCUGUUGGCUCUCUCUGUCUGCUCAACCCAGGCUGUGCGGAGCUCCCUGCGGGAUCAGAGCGCUCCCCCGCCGGGACCCUACUCUCACAUCCUCCUGCUGGGACACGGCUACAUUUCCAGCCAAGCCUGGCUUUAUUAUGUGUGUCUGCGCCGCAGCCCCGCCAGCAGUCGGAUCGAGAGGCGGAGGGAAGACCAGAGUCAGGACAAAGAAAAAGGGAGAGAGAGGCUAGCGACCGCAAACAUUUACGCGUUUUAUUACUUAUUGAAAGGGGGAUACGUACAAAUAUAGAAUCCCCCAGGGGUUAAAAAUGCAAGGUAAAACAGCACCGAGAGUGCCACCUUCUGAAAAAUAACCGACGCGGGAGGGCGGUUCGGUUUUGGUCGCCUUGGAUCAAGGCGAAAACAUACUUUAUUCCGGUAACUGUACAAAAAAGAACCUCGAGAGAAGACAACGUGGGAAAAGAAGAUUUUUCAUCAGGUUUCUCCGAAAGAAUCGUUUAAUUGUUUAAUUAAGGUAAUCCCAUUAUUUGGGACGAGCAGGCACCUCUCGGCGUCCGAUCAGGUGUUAGAGUAUUCUGUAGCAGCAGCCGCGUCUGGAAACUCCGACCGGUGCACUGCUGACGGUGUUCCGUGCAAGCCAGCGUCUUUCUCGGCGAGGGACAAAAGACUGUCUCGCUACAGUCACAAACCACAAGUUCUUCAUUAAAAUCUACAGGUUCCAGCCGCUGCGUAAGUUACAUUGCUGGAAUAUCCGGAUGCUGCGUCUCUCCGUUGCCCUCGUCAGACCUCUUCCUCCAAGUGCCACAGGACUAUAACAAGGACUGAAGUUGCCGCAUUGCAACAGGCAAAGUGGAAAAAAGACGAGCGAACUAUCAUUUCACAUCGUAUGAUUAUUUACCAUUAAAGGACAAGAGACCGAUAAAAGAAGAUUCAAUUGACCAAACUGCUGGAGAUGUCCAGACGAAAGCAGGCCAAACCGCGCUCGGUGAAAGCGGUAGAGGAGGGUGAAACGUCGGCAGAGUUUGCGGGUAACUGGGACGACUCCUCCUCAGUCCAGACAGAUGUCCCGGGUCAGGACAAAGAGGCGGGGGACGGGAGCGUGAGCGGCAAAGAGAAGGAGAAGGAGAGUGGCGCUCGUGGUGGCGGUGGCGGUGCCGGUUCUGGCUCGGGUGCUGGCGGGGCGCUAGAGGACGAGGGCGAGCAGAGCGUGACGAGCCACGAGGAGCGCCUCGGUGACGAAGACCUGGACGACGAGUCACUCUUCACCUGCGACAACUGCCAGCAGGACUUUGAGUGCCUGGCCGACUUGACCGAGCAUCGCACCAACCACUGCCCCGCAGAUGGCGACGAUGACCCAGCUGGCCUCUCGUGGGUGCCCUCGUCCCCCUCCAGCAAAGACGUGGCGUCGCCGCCGCAGCUGCUGGGCGACGGCUGCUGCGACCUGGGCAUGGGCACGGGCGGCGAGGAGGAGGGCGGCUCGGGCCUCCCGUACCCGUGCCAGUUCUGCGACAAGUCCUUCAGCCGCCUGUCCUACCUGAAGCGGCACGAGCAGAUCCACAGCGACAAGCUGCCCUUCAAGUGCACCUUCUGCAGCCGCCUGUUCAAGCACAAGCGCAGCCGCGACCGGCACGUCAAGCUGCACACCGGCGACAAGAAGUACAGCUGCCAGGAGUGCGAGGCGGCCUUCUCGCGCUCCGACCACCUCAAGAUCCACCUGAAGACCCACAGCUCCAGCAAGCCCUUCAAGUGCAGCGUCUGCAAGCGCGGCUUCUCCUCCACCUCCUCGCUGCAGAGCCACAUGCAGGCGCACCGCAAGAACAAGGAGCACAAGGACCUGAAGGAGAGCGGCGGCAGGAAGUCUGGCAGCGGCGCCGGCUCCGGAGGAUCGGCCGGCUCGGGGGCCUCGGACGCGGGCGGCGUGGACGGAGACCUCCACGACCUCCUCCCGGACCAGGACUUGUACAUGUGCGACUACUGCGAGGAGACCUUCAGCCAGACGGACGAGCUGGAGAAGCACGUGCUGACGCGGCACCCGCAGCUGUCCGACCGCGCCGAGCUGCAGUGCAUCCACUGCCCGGAGAUCUUCGGCGACGAGGGCGCGCUGCUGUCGCACAUCGACCGCGCGCACGCCAACCGCAAGCACAAGUGCCCCGUGUGCGCCGAGCAGUUCCCCUCCGUGGAGGACGUCUACUGCCACCUGGACAGCCACCGGCAGCCCGACUCCAGCAACCACAGCGCCAGCCCCGACCCCAUGCUGGGCAGCGUGGCCUCCAUGAGCAGCGCCACGCCCGACUCCAGCGCCUCUCUGGAGCGCGGCUCCACCCCGGACUCCACCAUCAAGGCCAUGCCCGGGAGACGCAAGCUGGCUCCUAACUCCUCCUCCGACCCGGACGACGGGGCUGUCGUUGGAUGGGCUGCCAGCGCCGCGGCUGGCAAGGUGACCUACAGCUGCCCCUACUGCUCCAAGAGGGACUUCCACAGUCUGGCCGUGCUGGAGAUCCACCUCAAGACCAUCCAUGCAGACAAGCCUCAGCAGAGCCACACGUGCCAGCUGUGUCUGGACACGCUGCCUACGCUCUAUAAUCUCAACGAGCACGUGCGCAAAGCCCACCGAGGCAGCGGUGGCGGUAUUGCGGCGGCGGCUGCAGCAGCGGCAGCAGCUUCUGCCCUGCCCAUGCUGCAGUUCAGCAACGUCUCGGCGUUCCACUGCAACUACUGCCCGGACAUGUUCGCCGAUAUCAACUCGCUGCAGGAGCACAUCCGGGUGACCCACUGCCUGCCUGGAGGAGGAGGUGUGCUGGCUGGCUCGACCACGCUGGAGGGCAACCACGCCUUCUUCUGCAACCAGUGCUCCAUGGGCUUCCUGACCGAGUCCUCCCUGACCGAACACAUCCAGCAGACACACUGCACCAACGCAGGCGGCAACGGAGGAGGAGGAGGUGGUGAACGAGGUGCUGGAGGAGGAGGAGGUGCCGUGGCCAAGAUGGAGUCACCGGUGCUGCAGCCGUCUCAGUCCUUCAUGGAGGUGUACUCGUGCCCCUACUGCACCAACUCGCCCAUCUUCGGCUCCCUGCUCAAGCUGACCAAGCACAUCAAGGAGAACCACAAGAACAUCCCGCUGGCCAACAACAAGCGCAAGGCGGUCAUCAAGGUGGCCGACCUUAGCCCGGCUUCGUCUGACGUGGAGAUCUCCUCACCCAAGCGCCACCGAGGGGGCACGGGGGGCGACGUCACGCCGGCAGGCGGAGCCAACGGCGACUUCCCCUGCAACCAGUGUGACUUGCGCUUCAACAACUUCGAGGGCUUCCAGGCCCACCUGAAGUCGCACCUGGAGCUGCUGCUGCGCCGCCAGUCCUGCCCGCAGUGCAGCAAGGAGGACUUCGAGUCCCAGGACGCGCUGCUCCAGCACCUGACGGUGCACUACACCACCACCUCCACGCAGUACGUGUGCGAGAGCUGCGACAAGCAGUUCUCCUCGGUGGACGACCUGCAGAAGCACCUGCUGGACAUGCACACCUUUGUGCUGUACCACUGCACCCUCUGCCAGGAGGUCUUCGACUCCAAGGUGUCCAUCCAGGUGCACCUGGCCGUCAAGCACAGCAACGAGAAGAAGAUGUUCCGCUGCACGGCCUGUGCCUGGGACUUCCGCAAGGAGACCGACCUGCAGAUGCACGUCAAGCACAGCCACCUGGGCCAGCAGGUGGUGGGGGCCGGCGGCGGGAUGAUGGUUGGGGGCGGCGCCAAGGCCCGCAAGUGCAUCUUCUGCGGCGAGACCUUCUGCACCGAGGUGGAGUUGCAGUGCCACAUCACCACGCACAGCAAGAAGUUCAACUGCCGCUUCUGCGGGAAGGCAUUCCAAACCGUGGUGCUGCUCGAUAGGCACCUGCGUGAGAAGCACUGUGUCUACGAGCACGGCGGAGGCAGCCACGGAAAUGGCAGCGGAAGCAGCCAGAACGGCACGCCCAACGGUGUUGCCCAGACCUCGAAAAGAGGAGGAGGUGGCGGUAGAGGAGGAGAUGGAGGUGCUAAUGUGGUCAGCAAUCAGAGCGGGGCAAGCGUGGCUGCGGAACAGGCGGACCUGCAGAAUAUGCUGCUGAAGAACGCGGUAGCUGCUGCUGCCGCCGCCGUCGGAGCGGGAGGACAAGUGCAAGACGCCGCUAACAGUCACGAGGCGAGCGGCGGCGAGGACGAGCUGGACGCCUCGGAGCCCAUGUACGCCUGCGACAUCUGCGGCGCGGCCUACACCAUGGAGACGCUGCUGCAGAACCACCGGCUGCGCGACCACAACAUCCGGCCCGGUGAGGACGACGCCGGCUCGCGCAAGAAGAAGGCCGACUUCAUCAAGGGCAGCCACAAGUGCAACGUGUGCUCGCGCACCUUCUUCUCGGAGAGCGGCCUGCGCGAGCACGCCCAGACGCACCGCGGGCCCGCCAAGCACUACAUGUGCCCCAUCUGCGGCGAGCGCUUCCCCUCGCUGCUCACCCUGACGGAGCACAAGGUCACGCACAGCAAGAGCCUGGACACGGGCACCUGCCGCAUCUGCAAGAUGCCCCUGCAGAGCGAGGAGGAGUUCAUCGAGCACUGCCAGAUGCACCCGGACCUGCGCAACUCGCUCACGGGCUUCCGCUGCGUGGUCUGCAUGCAGACGGUCACCUCCACGCUGGAGCUGAAGAUCCACGGCACCUUCCACAUGCAGAAGCUCUCCACGUCCUCCGGGAACGGCAGCUCCACGGGCACCGGCGGCGGAAUGCUCAACUCCACAGCAGCCGGCGGAGGCGGUGGAGGAUCGGCCUCGUCGUCUCCCAACGGGCACCUGGGCGGGCACAAGCUCUACAAGUGCGCCCUCUGCCUGAAGGAGUUCAAGAACAAGCAGGACCUGGUCAAGCUGGACGUUAACGGGCUGCCCUUCGGACUGUGCGCCGCCUGCAUGACCCGUGGCACCAACGGCCAGUCUCCCAGCAGCCUGGUGGGCACGGCGCUGGUGGCAGGAGGAGGAGUAGGAGGUGGUGGUGGUGGAGUUGGCGGUGGCUGCGGCGGCAGCACUACGCCGCUUGAGGCCGGAGAUAAGGCGCCCGUGGUGGGCCUGCGGUGCCCGGAGUGCGCGGUGAAGUUCGAGUGCGUGGAGGACUUGGAGACCCACAUGCAGGUGGACCACCACACCAAGAUGAGCCCUGACGGCAGCAAGAAGCUCACCGACGCCUCGCCCAUCCCAAAAAAAAAGACGUACCAGUGCAUCAAAUGCCAGAUGACCUUCGAGACGGAGCGAGAGAUCCAGAUUCACGUUGCCAACCACAUGAUUGAGGAGGGCAUCAACCACGAGUGCAAGCUGUGCAACCAGAUGUUUGACUCGCCCGCCAAGCUCCUGUGCCACCUCAUCGAACACAGCUUCGAGGGCAUGGGUGGCACCUUCAAGUGCCCCGUCUGCUUUACAGUGUUCGUACAAGCCAAUAAGCUGCAGCAGCACAUCUUUGCCGUGCACGGGCAGGAGGACAAGAUCUACGACUGCUCCCAGUGUCCGCAGAAGUUCUUCUUCCAGACAGAACUCCAGAACCACACACUGAGCCAGCACGCGCAGUGAGCCCGGGGCCCGGCAGGACAUCCAGCUCAGCCCGGAUCCCCGACCCACGCCCGGCGGGGGAGGACCAUUUCAACAUCACAGCCAAUCAAAGUGUCAUUUGCUACUCACAUGUAAAACUCUAACGAUUCCACCACCAGGCGCAGCUAUUACGAGCAGUAGGGAAUGAAUAUUAAUGGGAUGUGCUAUUAAAGAGAAAAAUGGAGGGAGACAGAGAGACGGCGAGAGAGAGAGAGGGAGAGAAAGAGAGAAAAAGAGAGGCAGAGAGAGAGGGAAGAGGGAAUAAAGAAGUUGGAGUGAGAGAAAAAGGUAUUCUACGUGCAGUAUUUUUUAUCGUCCCUGCUUCCCACUGGUGAAGGGUUUCUUUUUUCUUCUUUUUCCUAUUUUUUUGGAACAAAAGAAAAAAUGAAGGAAAAAAAACCUGACUGAUUUUAGUCUCUAGAAAAUGUUUUACUUCUCUUGUCCUCUGUUGCUUCCCGUAUCCAACUUUAGAGCAUCUUUUCCUUCCGCGUUUGAUUUCCGUCCCUUUUAUGUUCAUUUUGUUCAUUAUUUGUUUUCUUCUCACUCUCUCUCUCUCCUGUCUUUUUUGUACCUUUAAUUUCUUGCAAAUUGGUACUUGUGCUGUGUUGUGAUUGCUUGCCAGUCGUAUUUUUUUUUCCUUUUUAUUAUUAUUGUUAAAUAUUUUUUCUUUUUUCUAAUUACAAUUAAAAAGGCAAAAAACAAAUAAAGUAAAAAAAAACACAAAUGUAAUGGUUUUGAUUGGAUUUUUCAGUUUAUGGGCCUUAUGGUUGUUGUAAAAAUGAGUAUCAUCAAUUUCAGUGCAACUGGAUGAUGUCUGCUUUUUAAUGUGAAUUAACCAGAUUGCAAUAACUAGUACCGUUGGAAAAAAAUAAACAAAUAAAUAAAAAACGUGAAUAAAGGGAA